GUGGAAGUUUUGCCUAGAACGCGAAACAUCCUUGCACCCGCCCUGCCUAAGAGCCGUUAACAUCAAUAUUUGUUACCUAUCAAAAGAAAUUGAUGAGCAUCAAUAGGUCACUAAGCUAUUGCGAGCAACCUGGAAAUGUGUUUAUCAGUAAACAUAUCUACACAUCUCUAUGCAGAUUACAUAGUCUGUAUUUUAAUUCACAUCAGCACGGCACAUUAUGCCUUCCGUUAUGAAUUGUUAAUUGCAAAGCAUUUUGGAAGUUGGUAGGUUGCAGUGUUUUGAACUGCAAGCAGCAGCAUUGGGUUUUGGGUUGGUUGUUGUAUAUAACUAAACACGAGAACCAUGUUUGCUGGGAGUUGCUGGCUGUGGGUGGGCUGCAGUCUCUCUAUUCUAAGGGCUGCCUUCAUUCUCUUGAGCUGAUUGCGUGAAGCUGAGGAGUCUGUAUACGAAAUAGAAGGGGAAAACGCCAGGAUUCAAAAUGCAGAUUCCUGUCUCCAGAUUCCUAGAAGCUUGAGUUGGCUAGAAAAUGAAGGGAGCUGCAUCUCCGUUUCUUUGCAUUUUCAAUAAAUUGGUCCAGGCGAUGAAUAGAUUCAUAGAUUCUAGGACUGGAAGGGCCCUCGAGAGGUCAUUGAAUCCAGUCCCCUGCCCGCAUGAAGCAAAACUCUUCCUGACACCAAGUUGGUGGCAAUUGCUUCGUUGACAUCAUAGACGGAUGCUGACUCUUGGGGUUUUGGCGGGUGGGGGUGCUACAGAUAUGCUGACUCUACGUGUAGCACUGUUAUGUAGGACACCAGAGUCACCUUUUAUUGCCUGCAACGUGAUGUUUGCUCAACUCGGCAGUAUGAAGUAUACACACCAGCACUCACCUCUGCCUGUUUUAGAAGCAAUAAGUAACGAGCCCUGAAAAGGUUGGGGUUUAAUUGCUGUGAAAAAGCCACUGAAUGAGGUAGCUUUUUGCACAGCUUGUCUGGCUUCCCAGCAACGACGUUCUUUUACACACAGUGCUGCCUUUUCAUCUCUUGGCGUCGGGGUGGUUUCCUGGCGCAUUCCUACCUGGAAGCAAGAGAGGACUUGCCUGAAUUGGCUUUCUUGGCAGGACGCCACCUGCUCAGGCAAUGGCUCAGUUCCCCCAGCCUUGCCUGGACUCUGCCCCCUCUCCCUCUCCUCCACCCCGGCUAGAAUUCUGUCACAGCCUUCCCACCUACUCCUGGGACCUGUCCGGCGCACGCGUGUCCCCCUCCUCGGGUCCACUCCCCCGCGACGCUUGGCACACCCCACCCCCUUCCGCAAAGUCACUCCAACCCCAGCUACGCUGUGCGUGCGAAAGUCUCCAGGCCGGGCCUGGGCCUGUUUGCGCCUCCUUGCUGUCUCAGCUGUGUGGAACAGGCAUGUCAUUCGCUGUCCCAGCUGCUGUACAGUGCCAGGCACAGUCCAUAAUGCCUGAAGUCCGAGACCUUUCAGAUGCCUUGCCAGACGUGCCAAUGGAUCCUAUCACAGGCGUUGGGGUGGUUGCAUCUCGGAACCGGGCACCUACAGGUUACGACGUAGUUGCACAAACAGCAGAUGGCUUGGAUGCUGAUCUCUGGAAAGAUGGCUUAUUUAAAUCCAAGGUCACAAGAUACCUGUGCUUCACAAGAUCGUUUUCGAAAGAAAAUAGCCAUUUAGGCAACGUCCUGGUCGACAUGAAACUAAUUGAUAUCAAGGACACGCUUCCUGUGGGCUUCAUCCCCAUCCAGGAGACAGUCGAUACACAAGAAAUAGCUUUCAGAAAGAAGAGGCUCUGCAUCAAAUUCAUCCCUCGAGAUUCUACGGAGGCUGCUAUUUGUGAUAUCCGAAUCCUGGGCAGAUCGAAGCAGGCCCCUCCACAGUACACAUUCAUAGGGGAACUUAACAAUAUGGGUAUUUGGUACCGAAUGGGCAGGGUUCCACGAAACCAUGACUCCUCGCAACCCGGGACACCUUCUUCCCAAGUACCAGCUUCAACACCAGCUCCUAACCUGCCGAGGCACAUAUCUCUGACGCUUCCCGCGAGCUUUCGAGGCAAAAGUAACAACUCCCGACUCGACUUUGAACACCAGCACUCAAAUUUAUAUGCCAUAUCAGCCAUGGAUGGAGUGCCUUUUAUGAUCUCAGAUAAGUUUGCCUGCGCUCCUGAAGGGAUGCAGCAAGUUGAUCUCUUGGGCAUCACAAUCAAAUCCCUGGCAGAAAUCGAAAAGGAGUAUGACUACAGCUUCAGGACAGAGCAAAGUGCUGCUGCCCGGCUGCCCCCCAGCCCCACUAGAUGUCAGCAGAUGCCACAGUCCUGAGGAGCGAGGGAAGGCCGGCUCCCUGGAGACGCGGCGCAUGCGCACAGAUACUACUGAUGGGAGGCGAGCCCUGAUGAGCAGUGUUACUGGAACCCUUCUCGGCAGACAGGACGCUUUUCUAACGACUUGCCUUCCUUCCUGCGCUUUCCCCGAUCAUUCUGUACAUGUUGUUUCUGAGAUUUGGACUCUGUUAACCCUUUCUGCCAGGCGCCCUCACCCCUUAGCCCUGCUGGGGCAGUUUCUGGUCAGGAGUCCCUUAGUUAAAGCUUGACCGAUGACUUCCUCAGUUCUCCCUGCUUUAUAGCACCUGCUGCAGCGUGCUCACUGCAAUACAGAUCUGGAGUCAAAUGCUGCAAGCCAGGGGCCCCAGCUCGUGGGACUCUGGAGAGAUUCCCAGCAAUGAGCCCUGCUAGGAUAGAGCGUUUGGGGAAAUGAGGCUAAAGAUACAGCCAGUUAGUCCACAACUCACAAAAUGCACCAGCUUAAACUGACAACUGAGGUGCAGCAGGAUAAACUGCCCCAGCUGCCCCUCUCAGUACAGCAGGGUUCUCUGGUUUGUGCAGGGUCAGCGGUCCAGGCCUUUCAAGUCCUUUGAUUUAAGCUAACCCUGAGUAAUGGUAAACCCUUCCUCUGCUUCUCCAAGUCCAGACUGCCCAACAGCUCACUUGUGGCCAGGAUACACCUGAGACCUUAAUGGUUUUUGUUACUUUCAGUUCACGUAGCCAGGGUCGCUCGCUCGCUCAGAUCCACUUAGGGCUCUCUCCCAAGUCGCUGGCAAAGUGGAGUAGCUCGAAGAGCACAGGGAUCUCAGUGGCACCUCUCCCUGGCCCAAAGAGGCUGCGUGUCCAUUGCCUGGAAGUAGAGGAUCGUGGCAAAUGUUGCGUAGCUCUCUCUGGCCUAUGGAGAGCAAGCCAGACAGACCUCAGCAAUGCCAUCCUGACUUCUCCCAGCCACCCGAAAGCUUUGCCAUGGCACCUGCCCAUAAAGUGGGCAUUGGAACCUGCCAGUUUCUUUGGCAGUUUUCAAACAUUUGCCCCUGCUGGCUGCUAAAAGGAAGGAGAUUUGUGCGCCCUGUCCCUGCACACUGCUGCACUCGGGGAGGGAAAUGCUAAAGCCUGACCAUGUCGGACAAGGCUGAGAUAGUUCCACUGGGCAAGUGUUUGAUGCAUUAAACCCUGACCUCAGCAUGCUUACAAGUGGUGUCCCUGGCUCACUCCUGAGUCAAAUGCAUGUCUUGGUGAAGUCUGUUGCUGUAAUAAGUUCUUUAGAAGCAUUCAUCUGAGCUCUGUGCUGCUUUUCAAGUCUGCUGUGGAACAAAACUACGUUACAGCAGCGAAAUGGCAUUUUUUAAAAGUAAGUGUUGAAGUGUGCAACUUUUUGUAUUGUAAAAGACAGGUUGUCUAACCCUAUUAAAAUGCAAUUGCCACAGUAACAAAUACUGGUAUUGUAGCUCUGGGUUUGGGUUAUUCGGACCCGCUUUGCACUGCUUUUGACUUUCCUGAAUUCUCUAGUCUAACAGAAUGUUGACGAAUAGUAGGUUUUGUACUGUUGGUUUGUGUAUUUCGUAUUUGUACAGAUGUAAAAUAUUUCUUGUCCAAUGAUCCAUUUCUGGCUUCAAAGCACUGUACCAUGUUUCUGGGGGGAAAUAAGUGCAAAACACCAUAGCAUUCUGAGUAGAACCUGAUUCCAGUUCUCUGCUUUGACUCUCCAGACCAGUCUCUCUUUUACUAACUGCCUCUUAGAGACCAGCUCUGUUGUUGGAAGAAUGGGCGUAUAUGGUUAUAAAAGGGUCAGGUCUGAGCACAAGAUUUAGGGCCUGUAAUAUUUGGCAUCAGCUGGUGUAGGCCUGGGUGACUCCCA
Trachemys scripta elegans is the source of this 4166-nucleotide messenger RNA. It is a transcript of the gene MVB12B, whose product is annotated as multivesicular body subunit 12B. Bases 1116 to 2306 code for a protein of 396 amino acids. Lineage: Eukaryota; Metazoa; Chordata; Testudines; Emydidae. The transcript has 10 exons. Gene Ontology annotation, biological process: viral budding; virus maturation; regulation of epidermal growth factor receptor signaling pathway. Gene Ontology annotation, cellular component: late endosome; ESCRT I complex. The record is from RefSeq and is a predicted model, not a curated record.